Molecule: messenger RNA, 477 nt
Organism: Letharia lupina
Lineage: Eukaryota; Fungi; Ascomycota; Lecanoromycetes; Lecanorales; Parmeliaceae
Exons: 1
Coding region: 1-477 (158 amino acids)
Source: RefSeq, a predicted model, not a curated record
AUGACACUGCUCCUCACGGCAGCCCUCAUCGCCGCCACAGCGCUCGCCCUCCCCACCACCAACGCCGUCCUACCACGCGACUUCCCCCCACCCCUGGGCCUCGACCCCGGCCUCCUCUUCUCCCAGCUCACAUUCAUCACGUACACCGAGCCGUCCUGCCAGGGCGACGGGCACGUCUUCACGGGCGCCUACGGCUACUACGACGCCUUCCAGAUGCAAUCCUACAGCCUCAGCCGCUCCCUCCUGGCCGACGAGGUCUUGGACUUUUACACCGGCUACGGGACCGGGUUGAAGGACCGGUAUUCGGUCGAUCACGCCAUGGACGCCCAUUACACGGAGGCGUGUCUGCGGUACGAUUCCACGGCGGGCAUCAAUGCGACGACGCACGAUGAUGAGGGCCAUGGGCGGUGGAAUGGGUGCCAUACGCUCAAUAAUAACGAGUGGUGUGCGGUUGUGUGGUUGAAACCUGGUAGUUAG